Molecule: messenger RNA, 4251 nt
Organism: Trichomonas vaginalis G3
Lineage: Eukaryota; Parabasalia; Trichomonadida; Trichomonadidae
Product: guanylate cyclase protein
Exons: 1
Coding region: 1-4251 (1416 amino acids)
Biological process (GO): intracellular signal transduction; receptor guanylyl cyclase signaling pathway; cGMP biosynthetic process
Molecular function (GO): guanylate cyclase activity; peptide receptor activity
Source: RefSeq, a predicted model, not a curated record
AUGCUUAAUCUCACAGCAAUCAUACUAGAAGUCCUCACACCUAUCUUUCUUGUCCCAUCUGCCUUCGUUGUUGCACAUUCCAUUGCGGCAUUGCAUGAAAAAUCGGACAAACUCCUUGUUGGAGGUCUCUGCAUAGGAUUACUCUCAUACAUCAUCAUACUAGGUAUGUUCAUCAUAGGUAUCUUACUUAAAUCUCGAUCAGUUGUACUAACAAAUUUAACAUUUCAAGUUUAUGAUCCACCAACAGUUCUUGUUUUCUUUGUAACAACAACAGUAUGCGUAAUACUUACAGCUCUCUUCAAAUUCUUUGAUUCUUGGUUCUAUGUUGUCAUGUUAUUUGUUCAUUUAUUUGUUGCAUUCAUGAAUUGUUACAGAAACUUAUAUAUGCCAUUCUAUACAUUAUUUAGAAACCCAACAAGUUUUACAUUUGGUGUUGUAACAACUGCUCUCGAUAUUUACUUGAUGAUUCAAUAUUUCAAACCAUCAAUUCCUUAUUAUCCAACAGUUUACAUAUUCUUAGUUACUUUAGUUGUUUCUUCUGUUGUUUGCAAACGAAUUUUCUUGAAACUCAUCGAUAAAACAAAACAAAAUUUGCAAAAACAAGAUGGAAUUACAAAUUAUGACGAUUAUUUCGAUGAAAUUGGAGUUUGUAAGAAUUCUUUGACAGUCAUGAAAUACAUUGUUGUCGGAUUAGCUGAAUAUUGUCCUUUAUUUUAUGAUGGACAUUUAACAGACUAUAUAAUUUCUCAUACAAAAGAUGAAAAAUCAUUAAGUUUGUGUCUCCAAAUUUUGACAUAUUUUCCAUGCGAAUCCCACAAAAUGAAUAUUUUAUACAAGAAACUGAUGACGAAAAAGAAAUUGUCAUUUAUCAAUAGAUUCUUGAUAUAUCAGAUCAGUGAAAUCAAGACAAGAAGAUUAGUUUCAAACUCAAAAGACACAUUAGAAUUAUCAAACAAAUUACAUAUGAUGAAUAAUUCUUGCAAAUACGGUUAUCAACAAUUUUGGGAUAAAUCUAAUUGUCCGACCAGUUUCCUUGUAAACCUUUCAAAUACUGUUUUGAUAAACAAUCCAAAUAAUGUCAAGAUUGCCAAUGAAUAUGCGAAUUUCCUUGCUGAAUGUCUCUGUGAUUUUAAUAGUUCUAUUUAUUACGCAAUGAAAGCUGAUGCAAUUGUUGAUGGAAACAAUUUUAAUGUUGAUGUAAGUUUUAGAUCAUUAGCACAGAAAUUCCCAAGAUAUUUGAAGGAUGAAAUAUAUGAUACUAAAGGAUCAAGAGUCAAGAAAACAGAUCAAACAAAUGAUUUCACAGUUUCUAAUCAUGAUUCAAGUAAAGAAACAUUUGAUGGAGAAGUUGAUGCAGAAAAUGAAGAAUUUUUCGGAAAGAAAAUGAUUAAAGACUCGAAAUUAAGAUUAGCUUUCCAUAACUCAAUACAAGAUUUAGAACCUCCACAUGCAAGGUACGUAAUGAUCUUCUCUUGUUUGUUUUUCAUUAUAGAGAUUGGUGUUUUCGUAGGAACUUUUAUUGUUUGUGAAAAAUUGCAAAAAUGGAGAAAACAAAAUCACAAUGAUGUUGAAAAUGUUGGAACAAUUGUUUUCUAUUCAAAUUACGCUCAAUAUUUCAUACUUAGAAAAUACUUGGAUUAUACUAAAAGAUACAAUGAAAGUAAUGAAGCAUUAGGUAAUAUAUCUGCUGAUAAAUAUACAACGAAACCUUUGUUAUCAACAGAUUCUUCUUAUGUUUUCCAAUUUUAUGAAUCAUUAAGAAAAGUGUCAAAAACAUUGAGAACAAUUUUGGAUUCUUUGUCGACAUAUACAGGCAAAUUUAGGAACUAUGAGUUAGCACCAGAAUUAUUAUUUGCUCAGAUGAAUAUAACGGAAUGUGUUGAUUCUAAAGUUGAUAAUGUUGUUCCUGCAUCAUUAACAGAUAAAAUUGUUUUCUAUUCUUAUGAAGAAAAUUAUUUAGCAGGAAAUUACAACCAAAAUUUGAUCAGCGAAAACAUAUUUGAUGAAAAUGAUUAUUGCCAAUUAACAGCUAAUACAUUUGAUAUCUUAGAUUAUUCCAUUCACGUUUUAGAACAUUUUAAGAACUAUUCAAGUUUUAGAUCAAAAGAUUAUUAUAAGUAUUACAAUAGAUUUUUAGGAGGUGGAUUAGUAUUAAUAACUUUCUUUUCUAUUGUUCCUUUAGUUUAUUUAGUAUUUAGUUACAGAAAUUUAGUAACAAAUGCUUUUAAUAUGCUUCUUAGUUUAUCUCCAAAAGAAAAAGAAGAUGCAAAACAACCUUUGACAAUAGGAAAUUUCGAGAAUUCUUCAAAUGAUUCUCCUGCAGUUGCGAAAGAAGUUAUCUCUUAUAAAAGAGAUAUAAUGACAUUCCUUUAUUUUGUUGUUGUUUUUGUUGUUUUGAUAUUAUUCGCUUUUAUUUUGUUGACAUCAAGAAAAGUCACCAAAAAUUUGAGAAACAUGGAUGAAUGGUUAUAUUUAGCAAACAUCCAAAUGGAAAUUGUUUCUGAGUUAGGUAAUAAUGCUAUUAAUUUUGUUUUAAUGCAGGAUUUGAAUCAUACUACACCAGAUACAAAUGUUUUGUUGCAAAGAAUUAAGUUAUUAAUUGAUGGUUUACAAUAUGUAAAUGAUAAAUUAAUUAAUGGUGAUGAUGAUUACAAAGCAUCAAUUGGAUUCGAUAGUGAUUUAGAUUCUCUUGAAACAGAGUCUGUUUGUGAGUUAGGAUAUGAUCCAAAGUCUGUUCAUGAUAUGUAUUGCUGCUCAAAUUUGAUUCAACAAAUUUCAAUGUUCAAAAACAUUGUUGAUGAUAUUGUUAAUAAACCAGAAGAAUACAAUGGAACAUUUGAUAAUGAAUACUCAGCAAAUCUUGUACAUAUGCUUGAGUUUCAUUUGUAUCCAAAUGUUGUUAAUGUUCAACAGAAAAUUUAUAAUUUAAUGAACAAUGAAUACGAAAAUGGUAUUUCAAAAAUGACUUUGUAUUUGAUUUUUGGUUUGAUUUUAUCUGUUGUCAACUUUUUAAUGGCAUUUACAUAUAAGACAAGUAUGAUUGAGAACUUUAAGUUUGUUCUCAUUUUGUUCCAACAUUUACCUCCUCAUAUUGUUGCUUCAAGACAUGAAAUACUUAGUUUCUUCAGAAAAACAGCUCCAAAUAAUUCCGAAGAAAUGCCAAUUUCAAAAUCAAUUGUUUAUGGAGCAUCUGAAGGAAUUAUCAUCACAAACCAAAAUGCUGUUGUUGAAAUAAUUAAUCCAAGUAUUACAGAAAACAUUGGAUUAACUCCUGAUCAAAUGCUUGGUCAAGAAAUCAUCAAUUUCGUUUCAAUACAAAGCCAACAAAAGAUUUUGUCACAGCUUGAUUUGAUGAUGAAUGGACAAGGAUCUUUAGUUUGGCAAGAUCACAUUGAAAUGAUAAAUGAUAAUGGAAAGACUGUUCCUUUCUCUGUGACUAUGAUAGGAAUGAAAGAUAAUGAAAAUGACACAGAAAUCAACUCAAUUGUUUUCAUUCUCACAAAUGAAACAGAAGAAAUCAAAAAGAGAAAUGAUGCUGAACAAGCGAAAGCAAAGUCAGAAAAACUGUUGUAUCAAAUUUUGCCAAAGGAUAUAGUUGUAAGACUCAAUAGAGGUGAGAAAGAUAUUUCAUUCUCUAUCCCAAUAGCUACAAUAUUCUUCAUCGAUAUUGUUAAAUUCUCUAAUUACUCCGCUACUUUAAGUCCGUCAGAAAUUAUGCAAAAUUUGUCAUUAGUUUUUGCCACAUUUGACAAAAAUGUGUCAAAAUAUCAAUCAAUCACAAAAAUCAAAUUGAUUGGUGAUGUUUACAUGGCAGCUGCUGGUUUGUUCAAUAAUGCUGAUGAGAAGACAGCGAAAGAUCAUGCAACAGAAGCAGUAAAUUGCUGUUUGCAAUGCAUCAAAUCGAUGACAGAUAUCAACACAAAUCUCGAGUCUUCUUUGGAAGUAAGAGUUGGUGUUAACUCAGGAGGUCCAUUGAUUGGAGGUGUCUUGGGAACUGAUAAACCUACAUUCGAUAUCAUUGGAGAUCCUAUCAAUGUUGCAGCAAGAUUACAAUCAACAGAUAUCCCUGGAAAUGUCCAGAUAUCUGAAGAAACCAAAAAUUUGAUUGAAUCAUCUGAUUUCAUUAUCGAAGAAAGAGGCGAAGUUUAUUUGAAAGGAAAAGGAAACAGAAAGACUUAUUUCGUUAGACAUCCAAACAAACAAGAAGAGAACGAAUCAUUCGCCCUCAACAUGAUAUCAGGUAAUAUAUAA